GUGCAGCUCGCGCAGCCGCUCACCUCCCUCGCCGAGGGCUGGCAAAGCUGCUCGCGCUCUUCCGCGCGGCGAUGGUUGGCUCGUCGUCGGCGCCCGUCGCGCUGCUCGCCGUGCUGUGGGAGUGGGUCCGGAGGAUGGAGCCGCUGGGCGACGGCUCGCCCCUGCUCUCGGCCAAGGAGCGGCACGAGGCCAAGGACGAGCGCGACGCGGCCGUCUUCUGCCUGCUCGGCCUCGAACGCACGCUGAUGCCGCUGCUCGCCGCCCUCUUCCCGCCAAAGCCAAGCACGCGCCGCCAGCACUCGGCGCCGACAGACGCCCCGCGCGGGCCGCGCCUCGGACGAGGAGCGCGGCUGUCGCACGCGGCGCUGCGCGUGCUGCUGCGUGUGGUGGCGGUGCCGUCGACGACAAAGGCGUGGCGGCGGCAGGGGCUGGUCAUCGACAAGCUCGUCGCCGCCUUCAAGUACGGCGCCGCCCUCGAGGGCUGGAGCGCGGCGGUGCGGUGGGGCGUCCAGGUCGCCGCGCUGCAGUGCGCGCGCGUGCUCGUCGUGCGCGUCGCGCCGGAGAACCUGACGGCGCUCUGGCCAAUCAUGAUCGCCGAGCUGCAGCGCGUGCUGCUCGAGCCGCGCGAGGCGCCGCCCGCGCUGCUCCUCGCCGCCUGCCAGCUCGUCGACGUCCUCCUCACCGUGCUCCCCGACGACUUUGCCCCCUUUGGGUGGAUGUUUGUGCCCGGCACGGGCGCGUCGGGGCGCUCCUCCUCCUCCUUCUCGGCGCUGCUCGCCCCCCUCCUCCUCUGGCUGCCCGCCCACUCCGCAGCCUCGUGCUCCGAGCCGGACGAGGCCGCCGACCCCGACCCAGACUCGCAAAGGGCGGCGGCGGCGGCGGCGGCGGCGGCGGCGGCGGCGGCGUAUCCGCGCGGCGGCCUCCUCGCGCCGGCGGCGGACGGGCGGAGGCGUCCUCUGCUCGCGCUGCGCACGCUGCACGACAUGUCGGAGCUCGUCCCCUUCGUGUCGCAGCUGCACGACCACCUGGUGCGCUCCGCGCUCGAGCCGCGCGGCACCCAGGUCGACGCCCCGAUGCUCGACAUGCUGCUCGGCUGCGCCUUCCUCCCGCCCGCAGAGGCGGAGGCGGCGCUGCGGCCGCACCUCGCGCCGCCGCCGCAGAGUAGUGCCACAGACAUCCCGCACUGGCACUGACACCCGCCGCCCCCGCGCGCGCCCCACCCCGGCCGGGAGAAAGGGGAGUGGCAGUUUGGGCUGGCAACAGUCGAGAAGCCUCGCACUCCAUGUGCGAGAACGCAGGGGUAAAUGUAAGCCGGAUCGCAUUU
Molecule: messenger RNA, 1324 nt
Organism: Emiliania huxleyi CCMP1516
Lineage: Eukaryota; Haptophyta; Isochrysidales; Noelaerhabdaceae
Exons: 8
Source: RefSeq, a predicted model, not a curated record